GGGGCAGGCAGAAAGAAGUGCGAUAACAAGGCAGUGUGAAACUAUGGCCAGCGUAGCAGAAAUUGAUCGGAGCAGAAAGGACCUGGAUAAAUCUCGAAUCGAAGGUGAAGAGAAGGCAGUUAGAGAUGUGAUUGACGUUAUUAAAUCAAUGGUUAAUCCUUUUGAUAAUGAUCAUGAAAGCUUGGUGCACAUAGCAAGUGGAGUUGUUGCGUCUUCUGAUAUCGAGGAUGACAUGAAGCACAUGGUAGACAAAGGAAAGACAGCAUUUACUAGUUUUUUUGAGAAUAAUAUUAUUGGAGAAAAGCCGAACAUAUAUUCAACCAUCAAGAAGACUAAUUUGAAGACAUUUUCAUGUUUGGGAAAGAAAGUGACGAGCAAGAACAGCAAAGGACAACUCCAAGGUGUUGUUUGCGAAGCUGCUCUUGAUAGCAAAAAGUCGAAAUCUUCAGUUGGACGAUGUCUUCACGUAUUCUUUAAGACCAUAUCCUUGCUCCAUUGCAACCAGCGAAGGGGAUCUUGUGAAAACAUCAAAGUCAAAACUGGUUCAUGCAAUUGAAGAAGAAGCUCAAAACUCUUCCGUUUCUGAUCUUCCUAUUGACGACAACGCGUGUAUUCUUGACGCAAUGGCCAUCUUGCAAACUUUGAUGACGAUACCAGAUACGUUUGGUGAACUGACGGUUCAGUUGUUAACAAAGGUUGUAAAGAUUGCCGUUAACUGCCACUGCAAGCGUGCUGACUUCGUUUGUGACCGGUAUCCGCGCCAAAGCAUCAAGAACCUCGAAAGAAAUCGACGGGCAAUCGAUGGUGUUCAAAAAAUUUCUAUUUACAGCGAACAUCAAAAAGUUCCGCGCCAAUGGAAAAAGUUCUUGUCGAGCGGCGAAAAUAAAGAGCAGUUGAUGAAAUUCAUUUAUCAAUCAUGGACAAAGGCCGAUCCUCAUCUCUUCAAAGAUAUCGAAGUAUUUCUGUCGCACGAAGAAAUGUGCCAUAAGUUUUUUCAAUCGAACAACGCAUUGGUUUCUUGUGAAGUCGAUGAGCUAUGCUGCGAUCACGAAGAAGCAGAUACUCGGAUGUUGGUCCACGCAAGUCAUGCAAAAACAUCAUAAUCAAGAGUCCUGAUACAGACGUAUUGGUGAUUGCACUAAAUGCAUGCUUGGAAAUUGAUGCCAACAUAUACUUCGAAACUGGCGUUGGAAGUGCACGACGGAUAAUUUCCCUGAGUAACGUCAGAGAGUCCCUUGGGCAUGAGUGGUGCUCUUCUCUUAUUGGUCUUCACGCGUUCACUGGUUGUGACACAACGAGCGCCUUUUACGGCAAAGGAAAAGUGUCUGUGUUGAAAGUUGCGAAAGCGAGAGAAGAAUACUCCCACACCUUCUCAAACUUAGGCACCGAGUUAAAUCCAUCUGAAGACCUCUUCACUCAGCUUUACCAUUUCGUAUGUCAUUUAUAUGGAUAUCAAGGAUACUCAGAUAUUAAUCGUGUACGUUAUGAAAUGUUUAAAAGUGGAAAGUUUGAUGAAGAAUUGUUACCACCCAAUAAGGAUUCACUCGACCAGCACAUAAACAGAGCAAACUACCAGUGUUUUAUCUGGCGCAAAUCGACGCAAGCAAUUUUGAAUUUGCCAUCUUUCUUCAACCACGGGUGGAAACUUGACGCAGAAGGCAACGUUUACGUUAACUGGAUGAUAUUACCUGCCGCCCCUGAUUCAAUACUAGAGUUCGUAAGCUGCAAAUGCAAGAAAGGAUGCGAGAAUAGAAGAUGUUCGUGUGUCAAGGCCUCCUUAAGAUGCAGCGAUUUAUGUUCGUGCACGGAGUGUCGAAACAAAAGCACUAAUGGUGAUGAUGUGGAAAGCGAUUCGGAUGACUGUUACGAUGACGGCAGCUCAAGCGAGAACGACGAAAACUAGAAGUAACCUUUUUCUUUUAUAUCACUAAGAUUUAAAGAUUGUCCGCCGGAAUAGGUUUUGGAACAAAUUGGAAAAAAAUGAAAUGAGAAUUUUUUCAACAGCAAAUCAAUCUCGCAUGGAUUGAAACACCUCUCACAUUUACAUACUUCAAAUUUCCAUACUGGAGGCUACGAAUGUUAAAAUAGGGAAACUGGGGUCGAGUGAGUCAGCAUUCUGAAGCAUGGAAAAUAAUUUUAAUGUGACUUAAGAUUAUUCAAAAUGGCGAAAAUGUUGACAGAAGAGUUUGAAAUGAGAGAAUCUUCAAACGCAUUUUUUAAAAAAACUGCAGGCGGUAGAAGUGGGAACUUUUCAGAAAUGAACUCAGCACAUAAAGUAAAGAUGGUGGAUUAACAAGUG
Messenger RNA from Dendronephthya gigantea, 2299 nucleotides. RefSeq lists its product as uncharacterized. Lineage: Eukaryota; Metazoa; Cnidaria; Anthozoa; Malacalcyonacea; Nephtheidae. Bases 1037 to 1903 code for a protein of 288 amino acids. The transcript is spliced from 4 exons. The record is from RefSeq and is a predicted model, not a curated record.